This is a messenger RNA of Malania oleifera, 611 nucleotides long. RefSeq names its product cold and drought-regulated protein CORA-like. The transcript has 2 exons. NCBI's taxonomy places the organism in Eukaryota, Viridiplantae, Streptophyta, Magnoliopsida, Santalales, Ximeniaceae. The record is from RefSeq and is a predicted model, not a curated record. Bases 104 to 403 code for a protein of 99 amino acids.
GGCUUCUGCUCCUCAUCCAUCCUUUCGUUCACAAUCACACCAUCUUAUUUGAAAGAGUCGCUUGCAGUGUGUCCGUCACCUUCACGUUUCUCCGCCAAGGAAAAUGGCCCCCUCCAACUCCAAGUCUACUUUCCUUCUUCUUGGCUUGCUCUUUGCUGUUGUUGUUCUUCUCGUCUCCUCUUGGAGGGCCUCGGCUGAGGAGGCAGCUGCUCACACUCAGGAAAGCGUUGAAGGAACCACGUACUACGGUUUUGGACAUGGGCACGGGCAUGGAUAUGGGUAUGGGCACGGGCAUGGAUUCGGACACGGCCAUGGCCAUGGCCACCAUGGGAAACCCGGUCACGGUGGUCACCCCGGACAUGGCAGUGCUGACGAGGUGCCUGAAGCCGAAAUUGAGACCUGAAACUAGUAACAAGACCACACCUACAAGGGUCAUGUGUAGCUUGUGAUUGAAUACGUUUCAUAAGGCAUUUGAGACUUAUAUGCCAGUAGCCAUAUGACCUUAUGUCUAUCUAAUAAAUCCUCUUAGAGUUUGCUGUUGUUUGCUCUAAGUUAUGUUUGGGAAGACGAAUGUUUAAGUAUUGAAUUUGAAUGAAAUUCGUGUUGUUAAG